Molecule: messenger RNA, 662 nt
Organism: Neurospora hispaniola
Lineage: Eukaryota; Fungi; Ascomycota; Sordariomycetes; Sordariales; Sordariaceae
Exons: 1
Coding region: 223-600 (125 amino acids)
Source: RefSeq, a predicted model, not a curated record
AGAAGUAUGCCACUGUCACCUUUGACGAUUCAUGACCACCAGGCUUCGGUCCCGGGACAGCAACCUGCGCAACUGAGUAUGUAGCUUGGAUCGUACCAUGGCGACAAGGGCACAGGGUCUGAUCGGAUCGGCGGGCGGUGUGACUGCUACCGUUCAUCACUGACACUGAAAACAUUUGUGAGUCCCUGGAAGACAAACCGGUCACACAUCUCGUCAUGCCUCAUGAAGUUCUGGCCGCUGAUGAUCCGGAGAACGGGCACCAGGCGACGGGGUUGGGCUUGCUCUACUGGCCUUCUGAUGAGGCGGACUUGGUCGCGACCCUUACCGGGCUUCAGAAUAGCCUCCUCACGCGUCCUGACAUGGAAAUGUUUUGGGGUUCAACUGAGGCUUAAAAAGACGGUGAAGUUGAUUUUCUCAUUAAACUUGCAUUGGUAUCGUGGCGAAGCAGCUGAAUUCCGCAUGUGGUAUUGCUGUUUCGCAUGUAAGUCUGCUUGGCCGAUUGGAUGCCUUGAGCGGAGACCAUGUUUUGAAGCCAGUCAGAGGCCAUUCCCGAGGUCCGGCGUGAAUGGGCCAAGACAUUUGAAACACCGAUUUAAUUGAAGGUUAAGCAGCCGGAGGGGGAAGGCUGAGGCCUUGGUAAAGGAACGGCCAAAGAAGCAAAA